Mesorhabditis spiculigera is the source of this 1044-nucleotide messenger RNA. The record is from the annotation of a GenBank genome assembly. NCBI's taxonomy places the organism in Eukaryota, Metazoa, Nematoda, Chromadorea, Rhabditida, Rhabditidae.
AUGAAUCGGCUUGCCGUGCUCCUCCUCCUCGGCCUCACCGGGCUUGCCAUCGCCAGAAUCGGAAGGGUCAAGAAGGCGGACAAGGACGGCAUCCUUGACGAGGAGGACAACGACAAGUUCGAGACGUUCAAGGGCCGAUUCAAGCGCAACUGCACCGACGGCGCCGACGCGUGCAAGCAGCGCAAACGGAACUUUGCCAACAACCUGAAGCGCAUCAAGAAGUUCCAGAAGAACAACACCGACACCAAGGAGGAGUUCGGAGUCACCGAGUUUGCCGACUGGUCAACCGCCGACCUCAAGAAGCUGGUGAUCAACCCGGACAAGAUGCCCGCCCCACUCGACAGCAUCGUCGUCCCCGAGCCGAAGAGGAGCAAGCGUGCCACCGCGACGGCGUUCGACUGGCGCACAAAGGGCGUCGUCACCCCCGUUAAGAAUCAGGGACAAUGCGGAUGCUGCUGGGCUUUUGCCGCCUCGGCCGCCGUCGAGACCGCCUCCAACAUCAUCAACAAGCGCUACAACGCCAGCCAGAGGAGCUACUCGGAGCAGCAAAUCAUGACCUGCACCCAGUCGUCUCCUUGCAACGGUGGAUGGCCCGCAACGGCGUUGAACUCGAUCAAGACCAAGGGAGCCGCGCGUACCGCUACUGUCCCUUAUACUGGCAAGGAAACAGCUUGCCCUAGCGUGGCCGUCGACAUGCCCGUCAACACCGUCGUCGACAUGACUGGCAAUGUUGCCAGCGCCCUGAGCUUUGUCGGCACCACCGGACCCAUCACUGCCGCCUUCUACGUCUGCGAGGACUUCUACUACUACACGAGCGGCAUCUACAGCACCAACUGCACCACCAGCAGCGCCAACUUCCUCGGAGGACACGCUGUCACCAUCAUGGGAUACGGCACCAACUCGGCCGGCGUCAACUUCUGGCUGGUGAAGAACUCGUGGGGCACCAACUGGGGAAUGGCUGGAUAUUUCCAGAUCAAGCGCGGCACCGACACGUGCAAGUUCGAGACCUGGGGACUCUCCGCCCCGACCGCCAAGGUCAUCGCU